AUGGCUUCAGUAAAACCAGUCAAUCUCCCAUCGGUGAGGCACCCGAGUCACAACCAUCCUCUGCGCAUCUUUAAAGCACAAAAAGAAGAUGAGAUCGUAUGCUCUGGAUGCGAGCUCGAUCUAACCGGUCAAGCUUUCAAAUGUACCAAGUCAGACUGCGAUUACUUCUUGCACAAGUCAUGCUUCGACCUACCCCGUGAAAUCAAUCACAAGUCUCACCCUGACCACCCUUUAACCUUGUUUCAUUCCCCACCAUAUGGUCAGGCUUACGGGUGUGAUGGGUGCGGUCAGUAUGGAUCUGGUUUCACUUACCAUUGCUCUGAGUGUCAGUACGAUGUUCAUGUGGGAUGUGCGUUUAUCCCUGAGACCGUGGUGCGUGAAGAUCACCAGCACCCACUCACUCUACUUUACAAUACACCGUGCAAGGGUCGUGAGGAUGUGGUGUUCAUAUGUGAUGUUUGUGAAGAAACUGUGUCAGAGAAUCUUUGGGUUUACUAUUGCAAAGACAAAGAGUGCGAUUAUGGAACGCAUGUGCAUUCUUGUGCGGUGCCAAAGAAAGAAGGAGGAGGAGAAGAAGAAGCGAUCUUGGAAGCUUUAAGGAUGGAGUCGUUGAGGAAUGCUCGACAAGAGUUGGAGGCGAUGCGUAUUACAAAUAAAAUCAAGAAUUCUGUAAUCCAUUUUGGGGAUGAACCUGAGCGGAGAUAUUAUUGGGUGAGAAAAUGA
Molecule: messenger RNA, 723 nt
Organism: Thlaspi arvense
Lineage: Eukaryota; Viridiplantae; Streptophyta; Magnoliopsida; Brassicales; Brassicaceae
Source: the annotation of a GenBank genome assembly